AUGCGAGCGACACUGGCUGCACUUGUCCUCGGCGUCGGCAUCACCGCUGCCGAACCGUCGCACACCGACACGGCCACCGAGGCGCAUCCCAAACCCACCCCCGGAUGGUCGGCAUACUAUGACAUUGACAACCCCAAGGAUAACUUUCAGCACAAUGAUGUAGACUGCUGGGUCACGUGUGAUUCGAAACUUGUCGACAACGGCCAAGAGUGCCGCGACUACAUGGCACGCGUGAACAUUGACGACGACGGAAACGCAGUCGCUGCGCAAUGCAUCACCAUUAUAAAUGGGGAUGUGGUUGAUUAUACAGAGGCCGGGCAGGAGAAGGCAGUUCAGUGCAGGCCGUGCCUCAAUUACAGAGAGUGUGAAGAGCACGGCGGACCGUACUUGAAGAAUUGUGCCGCUUUGGAGGCUCCCACUCGAAGAUGA
Messenger RNA from Akanthomyces muscarius, 429 nucleotides. RefSeq lists its product as uncharacterized. Lineage: Eukaryota; Fungi; Ascomycota; Sordariomycetes; Hypocreales; Cordycipitaceae. The transcript has a single exon. The record is from RefSeq and is a predicted model, not a curated record. Bases 1 to 429 code for a protein of 142 amino acids.